Messenger RNA from Aplysia californica (California sea hare), 1241 nucleotides. RefSeq lists its product as uncharacterized. The record is from RefSeq and is a predicted model, not a curated record. NCBI's taxonomy places the organism in Eukaryota, Metazoa, Mollusca, Gastropoda, Aplysiida, Aplysiidae.
ACACACACUCUCUCUCUCUCACACACACACAGAGACACACGCAUUGAGAGAUAGCGCCGCCCCAUGGACGGACUGUGAUAACCGUAGCGUCCCACAGCUGAUAUCUGUUCGUCCGUCCCGCCCUCUUCUACCUUCUUCCUUCUCUCCCGCUACGCUCCUCUGUCUCUUCAUUCGUCCCCUGGACGCACAGACAGACAGACACAAACUCGCCGUGGGCUCGUCUUUACUUCAGCAACAAACCAGCCCGUGAAGACUUGUGCCUUGCUGGCAACUCUGAUAGCCUGCUAUAAUACAUGUGAAUACAUCUAACGGGCCCGUAAAGGAUCAAAGGUUGGGCCUGUGACUGUUUCUUGUUCCGCUGUGACAGUUUUGUGUUGGACCGUAACGGUUUCUAAUGUGACUUGUCGGGACAGUUUUCUGCUGGACCGUAACUGUUCCACGAGGUGUUGCCACAAUAUUCUACGUGUAGGACCACAGCUGGACGCCGUAAUAAUUUUUCCAGUUUGACUCAGACGUUUUUUCCCCUCCCUCCGCACACUCGUUCGCUCGUUCGUUCUUUCGUACGAGCGUUCCGAAGUCAGCGCUUGCGUGGUGCGUGGUGCGUGGUGCGUGGUGCGUGGUGCGUGGUGCGUGGUGCGUGGUGCGCGCCUUUAGGAGUAAGUUACUCAUCGUCGCCGUCAUCAUCAUCCUGGUGGUGGUGGUGGUUGUUGUUGGCGUAACUUGUGGGUGAGAUAGUGCUGGUGUCAGCGAGUGUAGAGGAGACGCAGACGUAAAGAGUGCGGAGAAAGUGAGGGGUUAGAGGCAGAGACAGAGAGAGUAAGAAGAAAGAUACAGAGACAGAGAAAGUGAGGAGAAAGAUACAGAGACCAAGAGUUCCUUUGUCAGAUUACUCUCGUCAUGGAUAGCAAGCUGGCGGAGGAGCGGGAGGUUCUGGAGCCGCUCAACCCGGCCCAGGAGGAUGUCGGCGUCACUUCCGGCCAGAGCGCGGCGGUCCCGGAACCUGGCUCGGCGGGGCGGCGGUUCAAUGUGAAGAAGGUUGAGAGUCCCGUGAGCCCGCCCCCAGAGGUCGCCCCUGGCCCGGACUCUGUGUCGGUGUCGGUGUCGGUGGCCGGGCAGGGCGCAGGGGACGAGGAGGGCAAGGAGGGCAAGCCUGUGGCCGUGCGGGUGGACAGGGAGAACAACAAUGGCGCCUCGCCCGUGGAGAUUGAGAUGUCGGACAUCCGGACAAACCCCAAAGCACG